AAAGGGAAAAAAAUCAAGUCGAUCACGUUUGCUGAUUGGUUGGAUUCACCGUGGAAAUGUGAGUUGUCAUGUUUCAGUGAUAAAUUAUAAAACAACUUAUUAACCAAGGAGCGCCUGCAGGUCUCAACUCCAGUCCCAGACUCAUCCAGGAUUCCUCGUUAACAUUCUCUACCUUUUCCGUCCUUUGCCAUUUCUACCGUCCGUUUCUUGGUCAUUUUUUGCACAGACCACCUGCCUCUUGUGUUUAAUUGCAAUAUAGAUGAUAACUUUACCAAACUUCGAUAUUUUCCAGCCUUCUUCACAGACGACAGAGGGACUAAACCAGUGCCUCCGACUGGUAUAGAAAUGAAUGAAAUUCGUGAAAUUGGCAAUGUCUUUAGUACCCCCCCUGGCAUCGAGUUCACUAUUCAUCCAGGUAAUGAAAUAUUUGGUUGGCAGGGGGGGGAUGUUGAUAUCACAAUGGUUAGUGCAUGAGUCUGGACUUCAUUGCCUGAUUGUAACGUCAGAUGUGUCUGAGACGAGUGCUUCCAGUUUGACUCGUCCAGAAUGCUGUAGUUUUUCUCCAGGUACUCUUGUAGGAACACUUGGAGAGUAAGGUAUGUUCCGUACUGACCCUCAGGGAAGAACAGUUUAGAACUGAUAGAAUUACCAACUUUAAAUGAAGUUUAAUAGCUAAGUUGAGCUUAUUCUUGCAAAACGGGAUCAAAGAAUGUUUUUAAUCUUUUUCUAGGUUUGAAACGGAUCCUAAAAGGUCGUCGAAAUAUGAUGGACGAGGGUCACGUGGACUGGGCAAUUGGCGAGGCGCUGGCUUUUGGUUCGUUAUUGAAGGAGGGGAUACAUGUGAGGCUGAGUGGUCAAGAUGUUGAACGAGGGACAUUUAGGUAUGUUGGGGUCAACGCCCUAGAACCUUGUAGUAAUGAUGUAGUAAAUUAACGAGUUAUUCCUUUUUAAGCCACCUUUUCUUUUUCUAGCCACCGUCAUCAUGUUUUACACGAUCAGAUACGCGACAAGGUGACAUACGUUCCUCUUGAUCAACUCUCAGAAAAUCAAGCCAAAUAUAUCGUCUGCAAUAGUUCAUUGUCAGAAUAUGCUGUGUUAGGUAGGUUGUCAUGCAAAUCUUUGGUUUUCAACCUAUUGCUGGGGAACCAACAUUUCAUCUUCAGGGGAAAAUGUUUGCCAAGGGGCAAGCGCGAUUAUUGUUCCGCAAACAGUUCGUUGUUCUCAACUUUUGAAGGCAGUGCUGGCUGCAGACUACUUUCAACCUGUGUGACACGUGUUUUAGGUUUUGAACUUGGUUACAGUAUGACCAAUCCAAAUUCUCUGGUCUGUUGGGAAGCGCAAUUCGGUGACUUCAACAACACAGCCCAGGUAUGAUACCGUGUCUUUAUCAUACUGUGUCUUUGAUAUUACAUAACGCAGUGCAAAGCAUUAAUAUUCUUCUUCUCGAAUCUAGUGUAUUAUUGAUCAGUUCAUCAGCAGUGGCCAAGAUAAAUGGAUCAGACAAAGUAACAUCGUCCUGUUACUCCCGCAUGGCUUUGAGGGAAUGGUGAGUUUAACACUUCGGCCUUACCUCAAUGUUACUCCCACAUGGCUUUGAGGGAAUGGUGAGUUUAACACUUCGGCCUUAGCUCAAUGUUACUCCCGCAUGGCUUUGAGGGAAUGGUGAGUUUAACACUUCGGCCUUACCUCAAUGUUACUCCCGCAUGGCUUUGAGGGAAUGGUGAGUUUAACACUUCGGCCUUACCUCAAUGUUACUCCCGCAUGGCUUUGAGGGAAUGGUGAGUUUAACACUUCGGCCUUACCUCAAUGUUACUCCCGCAUGGCUUUGAGGGAAUGGUGAGUUUAACACUUCGGCCUUACCUCAAUGUUACUCCCGCAUGGCUUUGAGGGAAUGGUGAGUUUAACACUUCGGCCUUACCUCAAUGUUACUCCCGCAUGGCUUUGAGGGAAUGGUGAGUUUAACACUUCGGCCUUACCUCAAUGUUACUCCCGCAUGGCUUUGAGGGAAUGGUGAGUUUAACACUUCGGCCUUACCUCAAUGUUACUCCCGCAUGGCUUUGAGGGAAUGGUGAGUUUAACACUUCGGCCUUACCUCAAUGUUACUCCCGCAUGGCUUUGAGGGAAUGGUGAGUUUAACACUUCGGCCUUACCUCAAUGUUACUCCCGCAUGGCUUUGAGGGAAUGGUGAGUCUAACACUGCGGCCUUACCUCAAUGUUACUCCCGCAUGGCUUUGAGGGAAUGGUGAGUCUAACACUACGGCCUUACCUCAAUGUUACUCCCGCAUGGCUUUGAAGGCAUGGCAAGUAAAUAGGUUACUACAAUUCUUCUUCUUUAACUACAAACGAUAGUAAAUUUCUCUUGUUUAUCUUCUCUUCUUCUAGGGACCAGAACAUUCCAGUGCUCGUCCUGAACGUUUCUUACAGAUGAGCAAUGAUGACCCUGACUGGUUUCCU
Paramuricea clavata is the source of this 2454-nucleotide messenger RNA. Lineage: Eukaryota; Metazoa; Cnidaria; Anthozoa; Malacalcyonacea; Plexauridae. The record is from the annotation of a GenBank genome assembly.